This is a messenger RNA of Daldinia loculata, 1405 nucleotides long. Its product is annotated as Pam17-domain-containing protein. The record is from RefSeq and is a predicted model, not a curated record. Bases 542 to 1270 code for a protein of 242 amino acids. Gene Ontology annotation, cellular component: PAM complex, Tim23 associated import motor. The transcript is spliced from 2 exons. NCBI's taxonomy places the organism in Eukaryota, Fungi, Ascomycota, Sordariomycetes, Xylariales, Hypoxylaceae. Gene Ontology annotation, biological process: protein import into mitochondrial matrix.
ACUAGUGUCCGAUAUUUUUAGAAAUUAAUCACUUCUAAAACCUCGAAUCAGGUAUUUCUCAUUUACCUCCUCAGUGCUAAAGUCUUGAGACUAAUAAUAGGUGUCUACAAAAUGCCUAAAGAAAAGGUUGGUCAUAUUAAGUUUUGAAUAUUCGAAGUUCUUUUCAGGGAUUCUUGUCAUUUAUUAAGCAUUUUUCGAUUUUAACAACUCUCCUUUAGAUUAAUUAUGAUCGUGCCCAGCUGUAUAUAGCAACUUGGAAUUCACCCAAGAUUCACAUACCAAGAAAUAUGUUAUUUGCAUUUAUCCGAUAUGCAUCAUACAAAACGGCCAAGCAGCCAAGAAGAUCCGCGCAUUACGUAACUAGCGCCCCUCAAUUGUGGCUCGAGCUUUACAGGCCUGCAGGCGUCUUUUGGACCUAACAUAAUCGACGUCAAGUUUCGACAUUAGCUUCGACAAGCUCUCCAAGUAACGACGAAAAACUCUCCACUCCAACGCAUUUAAUGCAGCGUUGAAGAACAGCUUUACCACAAAACCCGUUGAAAUGUUGACUCCCGCGACAACAGCAACGCGCCUUGGUGUUCUAGGCACUCGUGCCCUCAAGCUGCAGGUCGCAUUCACGAGAGGGGCAACCUGCCAAUACUCCUCGCUAGCAUCUCGACAAUGCACCAUCCGUAGUACCAAGUCGAUUCCUUCCAUCGCAACUCGAACAGCCACCAAAAAGCCUGCGCGCAGCAUACAGUGCCAAGCUGUUGCCCGCCGUCAUGCUUCCACUACGGCCUCUGGGGCAGAAGCCGCCUCGGAAUCUUCUACUCCAACUCUCGAUUGGAAUACCUUUUUCGUCCUGCGCAAAACGCGGCGUCGCUUCCAGCUCGCCAGCGGUAUCUUAACGAUGGCAAUAGGUGGCACGGCAGGUGCUAUCCUGUGUGUAAAUAUGGACAUGGACUGGCUGUUGACCAAGGUCCCAAUGGACCCGUUUUUUGCGCUGGGUAUAGUGACUCUGAGCUUCGCGGGGCUAGGGUGGUUGGCUGGACCGAGCGUGGGCUCUGCGCUGUUCUACACGUUCAAGAAGGGCGUCAAGAAGCCGAUGGAAAUUAAAGAGUCCGAGUUCUUUGCGCGCAUCAAGAAGAACCGAGUAGAUCCUAGCAACAGCUCGUUGAGUGGUAACGCCGUCCCUGAUUUCUACGGCGAGAAGAUCUCGAGCGUGGCAGGUUACAGACAAUGGUUAAAAGACCAAAGGGCAUUCAACAAGAAGCGAACAAGCUUCGUCUGAGAGGAAAGGUGGUCUCCGGGGAUCGGCCCCAUGCAAGGGAGAAGAUGCAUAGUACACAUACCCUGAUAGGAUUCCGAGUUUCUUAUCACAUUGGUGAGGGAAUAUAUCUCAACGUUCAGGUAAAAAGCAAAAGCU